Messenger RNA from Bursaphelenchus okinawaensis, 943 nucleotides. Lineage: Eukaryota; Metazoa; Nematoda; Chromadorea; Rhabditida; Aphelenchoididae. The record is from the annotation of a GenBank genome assembly.
AUGAAGUGUUUGGUUUUGUUUGUUAUUUUGACUACGCUCUCGGUUCAGGUAAAGCUACUAUUGUGUUAAUGUAACUUUUGGUAUUAUAGUAAGUGAGAAGUGGAGAAUUUUGAGUUGGAGGGUAAGGAUAAUUAAAGUAAAAUUGAUUACGGUAGGGCAAAGUAGAGCAAACUAAAGUUGAGGUAGGAUAAGGGUAGGGUAGGGUAGGGUAGGGUAGGGUAGGGUAGGGUAGGGUAGGGUGGGAUAGGGGGGUAGGAUAGGGUAGGGUAGAGUUUGAAUUUGCAUAUUAAUUCGGUUAAUUUGCAACUUUUCGAACGGUGAUCUCUAAUAUGCCAUUUUAAUUAAACAAAAUUGCUUAUAAUUGAAAAAUAACUGCAUGAAUUAUACAGACUAUUUUCAUGCGUAUUAUAAUAUCAAAUUAUUUCUGUCGAAUGUUUUCAGGCUAGCGAUGGAGAAGAAAAAGUCCCCGAGCUGAUCAGCAAUAUUAAAUCAAGCUUCGAGCAAAUGUCCAAGAGUUAGUAAGUUAGGUUGUCAAGUUGAUGCAAAAAGAAUAGUGCAUAAAUAUUUAUUAGAUUCAUAAAGAAUGGCGCAUGAUAAAUUUGAUGCAAAAAAAAAACGGCGCAUUUAAAAAAAAAUGCCAUUUUCAACCAGUUUUUCCAAUCAUUUAUAGUAAAAUACAAGACAUUCAUUAUCACAAUAUUACUUUAAAACUUAUCCAAAUGACCACCAUUUCAGUGACGAAUGCAAAUGGAACAUUCCAGAUGGUCCCAACGGUCUAGACGCCUUCUUCAAGAAAGCUUACGAAGAAUUCCGAAAAAAUGCCAAAGGAGAACAAACCAUCUUCAGUUGUACUAUUGUCAGGGAUGGUCGUUACAAUGGAGACUACUUGAAGAUCACCUGGGGACCUGGAAGCCCACCAAACACUUACAAUCUUGUUGGAUAA